Messenger RNA from Rhinolophus ferrumequinum (greater horseshoe bat), 1870 nucleotides. RefSeq names its product poly(A) binding protein cytoplasmic 4 like (gene PABPC4L). The transcript has a single exon. The coding region runs from base 400 to 1512 and encodes 370 amino acids. Gene Ontology annotation, cellular component: cytosol; nucleus; ribonucleoprotein complex. NCBI's taxonomy places the organism in Eukaryota, Metazoa, Chordata, Mammalia, Chiroptera, Rhinolophidae. Gene Ontology annotation, molecular function: poly(U) RNA binding; mRNA 3'-UTR binding; poly(A) binding. The record is from RefSeq and is a predicted model, not a curated record.
GUGGAGUUCUUCCCGGCGGCUGUAACUCUAAACCAGCCUGAGUGCGGCCUAUUUUUAUUCGGAAACCAGCCACCAGACUGUCUGUGGAGGACGCGCAGAUUGAGGGCCAGACUGCCACUGAAGCUUUCUCAGGCAUAGGCUGGGAGGUAGCCUGUCUUUGAGAUUGCAAAGCCCUGUCGCCAGUGUCCAGGCAGGGCCGGACUGGUUGCUGGGAGCCCUUUUGAUGAGGGUAUUGCUGGAGCCCAGGGGUGCUGUCCCUGCACCCCAUCUCUCAGGCUCUAAGCGGGGAUCCAGAGGCCACCAGGCUUGAGCCCAGCCCAAGCUGUGGUCUGGCUACCCUCCUCCAUCAGUCCCUGCAAGAGCUCCUAGGGACAGGCUCCCAGUGGGAGGAACAAGGAGAUGAAUGUAGCAGCCAAGUACCGCCAGGCCUCCCUGUAUGUGGGCGACCUCCAUGCUGAUGUCACCGAGGACCUGCUGUUCAAGAAGUUCAGCGCUGUGGGACCAGUGCUGUCCAUCCGCAUCUGCAGGGACCUGGUCACCCGUCGCUCUCUGGGCUACGCCUACGUGAACUUCCUGCACCUGGCCGAUGCCCAGAAGGCCCUGGACACAAUGAACUUUGACAUGAUAAAAGACAAAUCUAUCCGGCUCAUGUGGUCUCAACGCGACGCCUACUUAAGGAAAUCUGGAAUUGGGAACGUGUUCAUCAAGAAUCUGGACAAAUCCAUUGAUAACAAAACGCUUUACGAACAUUUUUCUGCUUUUGGAAAGAUCCUGUCCUCCAAGGUGAUGAGUGACGAUCAAGGAUCGAGAGGCUACGCGUUUGUGCACUUUCAGAACCAGACUGCUGCAGACAGGGCCAUUGAGGAGAUGAAUGGGGCCCUGCUGAAGGACUGCAGGUUGUUUGUUGGCAGAUUCAAAAACCGCAAAGAUCGGGAGGCCGAGCUCCAAAAUAAAGCCCAUGAAUUUACCAAUGUUUACAUCAAAAACUUUGGAGAUGACAUGGAUGACGAGAGACUGAAGGAAGUUUUCAGCCAAUAUGGCAAAAUCCUGAGCGUUAAGGUGAUGACAGAUUCCAAUGGAAAAUCCAAAGGCUUUGGCUUUGUGAGUUUUGAUAGCCACGAGGCUGCCCAAAAGGCUGUUGAAGAAAUGAAUGGGAAGGACAUAAGUGGACAGCUGCUUUUUGUAGGCCGUGCGCAAAAGAAAGCAGAACGACAGGCUGAGUUAAAGCAAAUGUUUGAACAGAUGAAACAGGAGAGAUACAGGCGGUCCCGGGGAGUGAAGCUCUAUAUUAAGAACCUGGAUGAAACCAUUGAUGAUGAACAACUAAGGAGGGAAUUUUCUUCAUUUGGAUCAAUUAACAGAAUUAAGGUAAUGCAAGAAGAAGGACGAAGCAAAGGGUUUGGCUUGAUCUGCUUCUCCUCUCCAGAGGAGGCCGCUAAAGCAAUGGCUGAGAUGAAUGGCCGCAUCUUGGGCUCCAAGCCACUCAACAUCGCCCUGGCCCAGAGGCCCUAGGAGACAAAGACUGACUGCAGCAGUCUGAGUGUUCAGCAGGUGGGGGAGUGAUAGUGAUUUCUGCCUCAGUUUUCCUACGUCAAGUUCAAAUCCCACCAGAUGGCUGCUUAGAUUAGUACAUGUUGUGAUAAAAGUUUUUGUCUCCAAAGCUAUUUGUUUUUAUUUUGCGGAAAAAUAAAUGCAUCUUAGAAGGUUGCUUCAUUUUACAGAGGCACAACUUGAAUUACAAUAUUGUAUUUUUUUAGUGGUUUUGAUGUAUUAUUCAUGGUGACAAGUAUAAUUAUAUAUUUUUUUUACACAUUUUGAAUCAACUGAAGUGAGGUAAUUGAGUUUAUUGCAUAUUUUCUUAUUUUAAAAA